CAUGAGAUACUGAAUACCGCUUACCCGCGCUGUUUGGUCUCAUCGGAACGAUGGUAUCCAAUGAAGAAGUUCUGAAUGCUCUAAAGAUUCUCCAAAAGUAUAACCUUAAGCUGAAAUAGCAUUGAAACAGGAAGCUGGCUUUAUAGAUGAAAAGAUCGCGGAAGAGUUUUUGAAAUUUAAGGCGUUAGUAAACUCUAGUUUCCAAAUAACUAUUAUAGUCAAGUGAAAGAUGAACCAGAAAACUUUUGUUCCAACUAUCAGUCUGUGCUCACGUUUGUUGAUUCAGUGCCUGACAUACAUAAGGUGGAGUUGUCAGCUUUACUUUUCCCAAUUUUUGUAUAUAUGUAUCUGCGUCUCAUAAGUGCAAACAUUUCUGUAGAAGCCAAGAAGUUUUUAAACAUGUUCAGGAAGUAUCAAGAGGAUUUCUACCAAUCUGAUAUUAAUAUGUUAUCUAACAUCACUAGCUCAGAACAUUUGUUUAUGAACCCGCUAGUUGAAUCGUUCCGAUCCUCGGAGUUCGUCGUUAGCGUUUCUGCUGAGUCAUACUCUCUGCUGCGCCAUUUUCUUCAAGAAAAAGAAAUGAAUGUUAUUCAAAGCAUCCUUAGAGAACAACUCUCAGUUGAAAUUAUUAAUGGUCCUCCUAGGUCAAAGUUGCAAAUUGAUUGCCGUCGUGGUGCUUUGUUCGGAGAGGCUCGUUGUGAUGCGAAUAAAGAACCUGUUUUAUAUGGUCUGUUAAGGGAUCCUUCACUAGAUCUCACAGUAGAGAUGGACACAGGAAAUGAUAUAAAUGAUAAUGAAUGCGUUCUUGGCGAUAAUGAAGAAGGCGAAGACCAGAAUGUCGUGAAAAAGAAAAAGCGACGUGAUGGUUCUGGACAUUCGAGUAGAUCGUCUUUGUCAAAGGAUGGGAGCAAGUCUGAUUCAAAUUCUCCAGCCCUCGAUCGGAUCCCAAUUCCGAAGGUAUUGCUUGUUUAUUGUCAUGCUACUGUCUCACAAGUGUUUCCUUACAUUUUUGACGUCAUUUUCCAAAUUACUUGACCACAUACAUUCAUCAGCUUGGCUGGUUAAACUUCACGAUAGUGUGAAUUCACGACAGCUACAAGGCUUAGUAGCUGCUUAUCAUUGGAAAAUUCAUAUUGUUGGUGGGUACCUGUAAAUUACCAGUAAUGGCUUUACGUCGAAGCAGUUUACCUGUUCAAUUUUCGAAAUGAUUAGUUGGGAUGCGUUAGUGUAAUUGAGAUGUGGCUCAUUGGAAUAAGCACUCAAUUUUUAAACUCAAUUUUUAACCACUGAGUCACGUGUUCGCGUCCCGCUCCACUGUCUGUAACCUGGGCAGCUGCGUAGUACCACCUAUAUGCACGCAAUUAUUGUGGCUCAUAGCCUGAAGCAAGAAGAAUCUGUUCUGAUUAGCCGAGUUCUGACUGACAAAAGUGUUUUUGUCGUCGCUAUAACUUGUCCAGCUUCAUUUUAGUUUUAAAUGCAUUGUGACAUUGGAUGGCGUACGAUAAAAUGACUUUAAAUUCUUAUUCACAAGUUUGAACUACAGCAUGUAUUAUUUUGCUUUCCCUAGGUAUUGUAGCUCUAUCCCUUCAUAACUAGUUUAAACGAAACUACGCGACACUGUUUCUAUACUUAAAGUCACCUGUCAGGGGACACUUAGGUAUAUAGCAUAAGUCUAGUUCAUGGAAUUAGGGUGCUACAUGUCACCGUCUGUAUGAACUUUUGUUUUUUUUCAGAUUUCUCACGCGUCACUGAUUGUUUCCAAUAUGUUAGAUCUGCAGAUGAUGUUUAAUCUCUUUUGCAUCAUCAAGUUUUAUGUUGCAUAGUGAUAUAUAGAUUUUUAUUGAUAAUAUGGUUUUGUAAUUUUAUAGCUUCGUGAAUCCUACAUUGAA
Molecule: messenger RNA, 1889 nt
Organism: Trichobilharzia regenti
Lineage: Eukaryota; Metazoa; Platyhelminthes; Trematoda; Strigeidida; Schistosomatidae
Source: the annotation of a GenBank genome assembly